Molecule: messenger RNA, 852 nt
Organism: Penicillium waksmanii
Lineage: Eukaryota; Fungi; Ascomycota; Eurotiomycetes; Eurotiales; Aspergillaceae
Product: ankyrin repeat domain-containing protein
Exons: 1
Coding region: 1-852 (283 amino acids)
Molecular function (GO): protein binding
Source: RefSeq, a predicted model, not a curated record
AUGCCACUCUAUCAUCUACCAAAUGAACUGAUACUGUUGAUCGCCGAGAGCUUGAAGUCAAAUGGGGAUCUCAAUAGUUUGAUUCAAACCAACACCCACCUUUGCAAGUUGCUUGACCCCCUCCUCUACCUUCGGGAUGCCGCAUCUUAUUCACCACAGGCAAUAUUGCAUGCGGCUGAGGGAGGAAAUGAUAAUACGGCUCGAAAAUCACUAGAAACAGGGUUAGAUCUUGAGUGCUGCCUUUAUUGGGGUAAAACGCUGUUGUGCUCAGCGGCGGAAAACGGCCACGAUAAAGUCCUUCAGCUGCUUCUUGCUUAUGAUAAGAGUGUUGACCCAGACGAGGAGAACCCAGACGGAGAAACACCACUGAUUUGUGCGGCAAAAUGGGGACACGACUUAGUAGUCAAGGACCUACUUUUAACCGGUAGAGUCGAUGUCAACUUUAAUUGCUGGGGCCUCACCCCUCUUUGCUAUGCGGCAUGGAACGGUCAUAAAGCAGUUGUAAAUCUGCUUCUUGAUACCGAUGGUAUCAAUUUGGAUUACACAGAUCCCGAUGGGCGAACAGCUAUAUGCUUAGCAGCAGAGUCAGGCAAUGAGUCGGUUGUCAAACUUUUGAUCGCAGCAGGUGCCGAUCUAGGCGACAAAGGAAAUACCAGGCUAUCGCCGCUUUUAGUAGCAGCACGGUAUGGAAAUGAGUUGAUCGUUAGGAUACUGCUGGCCACAGGUAGAGUCAAUCCAAACACUACGAACAGCGAGGGCGAAUCACCACUAUCUUUGGCGAGAGAGCAAUGCCACGAAGCGAUUAUCAAGGCCCUAGAACUGGAACUAGACCUGGCACUCACCCGCGGCUAA